Molecule: messenger RNA, 1086 nt
Organism: Eutrema salsugineum
Lineage: Eukaryota; Viridiplantae; Streptophyta; Magnoliopsida; Brassicales; Brassicaceae
Product: transcription factor bHLH115
Exons: 5
Coding region: 141-830 (229 amino acids)
Biological process (GO): regulation of DNA-templated transcription; intracellular iron ion homeostasis
Molecular function (GO): protein dimerization activity; DNA-binding transcription factor activity
Source: RefSeq, a predicted model, not a curated record
AAGAGUCUCUCUACCACCACCAUAUCUCUUCUUUUUCUUCCCUUUUUCCACACAGUCUCUCUCUCUCUCCGUUGCCUUUUUUCAGAUUUUAUCAGCCGCCGCGUUUUGUGGGUUAAAUUGGUUGCUGAUCAAUUAGGAAAAUGGUCUCUCCGGAGAACACGAACUGGCUCAGUGAUUACCCUUUGAUUGAUGGUGCUUUCUCUGAUCAGAAUCCCACUUUCCCUUGGCCGAUUGACCAAAUCGAUGGCUCAGCUAGUGUCAGUGUUGAAGUUGAUGGCUUCCUUUGUGAUUCAGAUGUGAUCAAAGAACCAGGCUCAAGGAAGAGGAUCAAAUCUGAAACUUGUGGUGGCUCUAGCUCGAAAGCCUGCAGGGAGAAACAAAGACGUGAUAAGCUAAAUGAGAAGUUUACGGAAUUGAGUUCCAUAUUGGAACCUGGGAGACUUCCAAAAACAGACAAGGUUGCUAUAAUCAAUGAUGCAAUUCGCAUGGUGAAUCAAGUAAGAGACGAAGCACAGAAAUUGAAGGACCUGAAUUCAAGCCUGCAGGAGAAAAUUAAGGAGCUGAAGGAUGAGAAGAACGAGCUGCGUGAUGAGAAACAGAAGCUGAAGAUUGAGAAGGAGAGAAUCGAGCAGCAACUGAAAGCGAUUAAGACACAGCCUCAGCCUCAGCCACUUUUCUUACCGAAUCCGCCAACAAUGUCUCAAGGUCAAGCCCCUGGAAGCAAGCUUGUCCCUUUCACAACUUACCCUGGCUUUGCAAUGUGGCAAUUUAUGCCUCCUGCUGCAGUUGAUACCUCACAGGACCAUGUCCUUCGUCCUCCGGUGGCUUAAAGCUGCCUCUCUACUAUUUGACGGUUCACGUUUCUUCUUACUCUGCUUUUUCUGAUGUAGUGAUUCUCAAAAUUCUUGUGAUUGGAAACACAAAUCUUAUGCAACUUGAAACUAUGAUUAUCAUGCGGCUAUUUGUAUGUAAAUGGAAAUAAGCAUGCACUUAAAGUCUUGGUUUUUAUAAUCAAGUCUCAUUGUGCAAAAAGUUGGAAACUUUGGAAACCAUUGUUUUGGCAGAUUGUGGAUUCUGAUUCUUGAU